CCACUAAAAGAAAAAAUAUUUAUGAACACAGCAUCACUAAUGCACGUAGCACUUUAUGGGACAAUGUAAACAAAAGAGAGGAAUCUGAUCCAAGGAGUCCACAAUCUAAACUUAGCAAUUUUAUAAAUGAAAAUGGCACAAAAGCUGCAAGCUACAGAGGAAUUGGAGAAGCAAGGCAGAAGUUCACCAGUAUACCAGAAGUGGGACUUUAUCUCCCCAGAAGUGAUGUUCUGAACCUGAAACAGAAACCUGUUUGAUUUCAAUUCUUAACAAUUGCUGUUGGCAACCUUGAGUAAUCAAAAGCUUCAAUCAGAGGUGUCAACAGGUGGUCAAGAGCUCAGAGGCCCCACUUCCUGUAAGAUCUUCUGCUCACCUCAGAGAAGUUGAAGCUGCUUCACAUGCAGAGUUGAGCUUGGGAUCACAGGAGCGCUCCUCCACCUCGCUUAUUUUAUACCAUGAUUAGGGAAUCACGUCCUGCUCAAGCUGCUUGUCAAAUGGAAGGUACAUCCUGUUACUUUAACUUCCGCCCAAGGAAAGAGCCAUCAAGAUUCCAACCUGAAUCUCAACUGCAAGGGAUCUUCCUGAGACACCCUCGAUGCCAUCGAUGCCUUCUUGGGUUUGGAUGCACCACAAUCCUUGUUCUCUUUGCAGCCGUGAUAGUGCUGAGCAUUUGGGUUUUGCAGAGGAAGGAAGCAACAGAUGCUCUGGGGAAGACCAGUUCCUUUCAAGGACCCAGCAAUGAAAUGCAACCGAACUCCUGCCCAGACAACUGCCAGACUUUGCGCAAGUUUCUCUGCAAUUCACAUCACCAAAAUCAUUCAGCAGAUAAUUUAAAGUGCAAACUCUGCCCAAAAAACUGGAUGCUUUAUGAGAACAAAUGCUAUUGGACUUCUGAUGAAAAACAAACAUGGAACAAGAGUCAAAACAUCUGUGCAGCCAAAAAUUCACAACUUGCAGUGUUCCACAACAAGGAAGAACUGGACUUCAUUCGACGCAUCACUGAUGGAGCGCAUCUUCUGUGGAUUGGCCUGACAACCAUAUCAGGUGCACAGGAAUGGUCCUGGAUAGAUGGCUCCCCGUUAAAUACAACACUGUUGGAAGUAACAGGCCCUGCUCAGGCAAACAGCUGUGGGAUGCUGAAGUUGAACAAGGUGAUAUUAGAAGCUUGCACUGCUGUAACCAAAUGGAUUUGUGAAAAAGACGCUCUUCUUUUGUAACUGAGAGCAAUGAAGAUUAUGGAAAGGCACUGCUACCAAUCCCCUCAUGUCUUCCUCCAUUUCCUCUUAGGGCUUUUCUAGAUUGUAAGGCUCCUUGUGAGCUGCCUUAGAGUAUAAGGUCACUGGUCCAUCUAGCCCAGGAUUGCUGACAGUGGCCAGUGGCAGAUCUUCAAGGUUUCAGGCAAGGGUGUUUCAGUGGCUUUUUAUUAUUAUUAUUAUUAUUACUAUUAUUACAUUUUGUACAGCCCAUAGCCAAAGCUCUCUGGGCCAUUUAUAGCAACAAUCAUGGAAUC
This is a messenger RNA of Varanus komodoensis (Komodo dragon), 1510 nucleotides long. RefSeq names its product killer cell lectin-like receptor subfamily B member 1B allele C. The coding region runs from base 456 to 1217 and encodes 253 amino acids. The record is from RefSeq and is a predicted model, not a curated record. The transcript is spliced from 6 exons. NCBI's taxonomy places the organism in Eukaryota, Metazoa, Chordata, Lepidosauria, Squamata, Varanidae.